CAAACACAUAACACAGUCCCAACCAAACUCUCUGUCUUUCCUUUUGUUUCUGUUUCGGUUCGGUCGUGUUUUCGGCGGAAGCUCUAUAAUGGGGGCGAGUAUUCUCCCAGAUCUCGGAGCCGAGAUUCUGAUUCCGUUCUGCGCGGUGGUCGGAAUCGCCUUCUCGCUGCUCCAGUGGGUCUACGUGUCCCGCAUUCAGCUCUCGCCGGCGAGGGACUCCAAUUCUUACUCCGCCGGGAAAAACGGAUGCAACGAUUACCUUAUUGAGGAGGAAGAAGGUGUUAACGACAACAACGUUGUUCAGAAGUGCGCCGAAAUCCAGAACGCCAUCUCCGAAGGAGCGACAUCAUUCCUUUUCACGGAAUAUAAAUAUGUUGGUGCUUUCAUGGUGGCUUUUGCAAUCUUGAUAUUUGUAUUCCUUGGUUCAGUGGAGGGAUUUAGCACUAGUAGCCAUACAUGUGCUAAUGACGAAACGAAGAUGUGCAAACCUGCUCUUGCAACUGCCGUAUUCAGCACAGUUUCUUUUUUGCUCGGUGCUAUAACUUCAGUGGUUUCUGGAUUCCUUGGUAUGAAGAUUGCUACUUAUGCAAAUGCCAGAACUACUUUGGAGGCAAGAAAAGGUGUUGGGAAGGCUUUUAUAGUAGCAUUUAGAUCAGGUGCUGUCAUGGGAUUUCUCCUUGCUGCAAAUGGUUUAUUGGUUCUUUACAUUGUGAUCCUCGUCUUUAAGAUGUACUAUGGUGAGGACUGGGGUGGUCUUUUUGAGUCCAUAACUGGAUAUGGUCUUGGUGGAUCUUCCAUGGCUCUCUUUGGCAGAGUUGGUGGUGGCAUCUACACCAAAGCUGCUGAUGUUGGUGCUGAUCUUGUUGGCAAAGUUGAGAGGAAUAUUCCUGAGGAUGACCCAAGGAAUCCAGCUGUGAUUGCUGAUAAUGUUGGUGACAAUGUUGGGGAUAUUGCCGGAAUGGGAUCUGAUCUCUUUGGAUCCUAUGCUGAGUCAUCAUGUGCUGCUCUUGUUGUUGCUUCAAUUUCCUCAUUCGGGAUUAAUCAUGAGUUAACUGCAAUGUUAUAUCCUCUCAUUGUCAGUUCCAUUGGUAUCAUUGUUUGUCUGAUCACCACCCUUUUUGCAACUGAUUUCUUUGAGAUCAAGGCUGUAAAGGAAAUUGAGCCAGCGUUGAAGAGGCAACUCAUUAUUUCCACAGUACUGAUGACUGUUGGAGUUGCAAUAGUUACAUGGAUUUCUGUUCCUUCUUCUUUCACCAUCUUCAAUUUUGGAACACAGAAAGUUGUUAAGAACUGGCAGCUGUUCUUAUGCGUGUGCGUUGGUUUGUGGGCUGGACUUAUCAUUGGAUUUGUAACAGAGUACUACACCAGUAAUGCAUACAGCCCUGUGCAAGAUGUUGCUGACUCGUGCCGGACAGGAGCUGCUACUAAUGUCAUUUUUGGCCUGGCAUUGGGAUACAAAUCUGUCAUUAUUCCUAUUUUCGCCAUUGCCAUUAGUAUUUAUGUCAGCUUUAGCUUUGCCGCUAUGUAUGGCAUUGCUGUAGCUGCGCUUGGAAUGCUUAGCACCAUAGCAACUGGAUUGGCUAUAGAUGCAUAUGGUCCGAUCAGUGACAAUGCUGGAGGUAUCGCUGAAAUGGCCGGCAUGAGCCACAGAAUAAGAGAGCGAACUGAUGCUCUUGAUGCUGCAGGAAACACCACAGCUGCUAUUGGAAAGGGUUUUGCAAUUGGCUCCGCUGCGCUCGUGUCCCUUGCUCUCUUUGGUGCCUUUGUGAGCCGUGCUGGAAUUGCUACAGUCGAUGUGUUGACUCCAAAAGUUUUCAUUGGUUUGAUAGUGGGUGCAAUGCUUCCCUACUGGUUCUCUGCCAUGACAAUGAAGAGUGUGGGAAGUGCUGCUCUAAAGAUGGUUGAAGAAGUACGCAGACAAUUCAACACCAUCCCUGGCCUCAUGGAAGGUACUGCCAAGCCUGACUAUGCUACGUGCGUUAAGAUCUCGACUGAUGCUUCCAUCAAGGAGAUGAUACCACCUGGUGCCCUUGUGAUGCUUACACCUCUCAUUGUCGGAAUCUUUUUUGGUGUGGAGACUCUCUCUGGUGUCCUUGCUGGAUCCCUCGUUUCUGGUGUACAGAUUGCCAUCUCUGCAUCCAACACCGGUGGUGCUUGGGACAAUGCCAAGAAGUAUAUUGAGGCUGGAGCUUCUGAACACGCAAGGAGUCUCGGUCCCAAGGGAUCAGAUCCGCACAAGGCAGCUGUCAUUGGUGACACAGUCGGAGACCCUCUCAAGGACACAUCCGGCCCAUCUCUCAACAUCCUCAUCAAGCUCAUGGCCGUCGAGUCCCUCGUCUUUGCACCUUUCUUCGCCACACACGGCGGCCUCCUCUUCAAUCAGACCUCUCUCUCCACAAUGCCACCUCUCUCUCUCCACCCAUUCCCUCCAAAGCUCACACCCACUUCUUCUCUCUUCUUCAACCCCCAAAGCCCCAACCUUUACACCCAAAGCUUCAAUUUUUACACCCCAAAACGACGCCGUAUUCGUUUUCGCUCCCUCGAAAUCAAAUCCCUAGACGCCGCUCAGGUCUUCGACUACGAGACCAAGCUCGCCGCCGAGUUCCGCUCCUCCCAAUCCCUCAAAAUCGCCAUCAUCGGCUUCGGCAACUUCGGCCAGUUCCUCGCCAAAACCCUAACCCGCCAAGGCCACACCGUCCUCGCCCACUCCCGCUCCGACCACUCCUCCGCCGCCGCCGCCCUCGGCGUCUCCUUCUUCCCCGACCCCCACGACCUCUGCGAGCAGCACCCCCACGUCAUCCUCCUCUCCACCUCCAUCCUCUCCGCCGCCGCCGUCCUCUCCUCCCUCCCCCUCCAGCGCCUCCGCCGCAGCACUCUCUUCGUCGACGUCCUCUCCGUCAAGGAGUUCUCCAAGUCUCUCCUCCUCCGCUCCCUCCCUCCCUACUUCGACCUCCUCUGCACUCACCCCAUGUUCGGCCCCGAGUCCGCCGCCGCCUCCUGGAACGGCCUCUUCUUCGUCUACGACAAGGUCCGCAUCGGCGCCGACGCCGACCGCGCCGCCCGCUGCGACAAGUUCCUCAGCAUUUUCGAGCGGGAAGGUUGCUCAAUGGUCGAAAUGAGCUGCGCCGAGCACGACCGCCACGCGGCGGGGUCGCAGUUCAUUACUCACACGGUGGGGAGAGUUCUGGGGAUGCUGAGGCUGGAGCCGACGCCGAUUAAUACCCGAGGGUAUGAGACAUUGCUUGAUUUAGUGGAGAAUACGCAGGGGGAUAGUUUCGAUUUGUACUAUGGUUUGUUUGUGUAUAAUAAGAAUGCGCUGGAGAUGCUGGAGAGGCUGGACUUGGCUUUCGAGGCGCUGAAGCAGCAGCUUUUCGGGAGGCUGCAUGAUGUUGUGAGGGAUCAGUUGUUUGGUAAUGCUGGGAAGAAGGUGGGGACGGUGCAGGAGGAGUGUGUGAGUCAGAAUGGAACUGCAUUGGUUCGUUCUCCGAAAGCUGCGAGAUUGCCCAAAGUACGUGUGGCGGAUAGCUCUGAAGACCAUUCAAGGCUUAAGAUUGGGAUUGUUGGUUUCGGCAACUUUGGUCAGUUCCUUGCUAAAACCAUUGUACGGCAAGGACACAGAGUUUUAGCUUAUUCCCGGACAGACUACUGUGAUGUUGCUCAACAGUUGGGUGUUUCUUAUUUCUUGGAUGCGGAUGAUUUUUGCGAGGAGCACCCAGAAGUAAUACUCCUUUGCACAUCGAUUCUUUCGACUGAGAAAGUUCUGAUGUCACUCCCGCUUCAGAGGUUGAAGCGGAGUACUUUGUUUGUUGAUGUUCUGUCUGUGAAAGAAUUUCCAAGAAGCCUGUUUCUUCAGAACUUGCCUCUAUGUUUUGAUAUACUCUGCACGCAUCCUAUGUUUGGACCAGAAAGUGGUAAAAAUGGGUGGAACGGUCUUGCUUUUGUUUAUGAUAGGGUCAGAAUUGGAAACGACAAAUCAAGGGUGUCAAGAUGUGAUCAAUUUCUUGACAUUUUUGCUCAAGAAGAGUGCCGGAUGGUGGAAAUGUCUUGCGAAGAACAUGAUAAGCACGCAGCAGGUUCCCAAUUCAUUACACACACUAUGGGAAGAGUUUUGGAAAAGUUGGGUUUGGAGUCGACGCCUGUAAAUACAAAAGGUUACAAGACUUUGUUGAAUUUGGUGGAGAAUACAGCAGGGGAUAGCUUUGAUCUCUACUAUGGAUUAUUCAUGUACAAUGUUAAUGCAAUGGAGCAGCUAAAGAGGCUGGACCUUGCUUUUGAAUCAUUAAAGAAACAGCUUUUUGGGCGGUUACAUGGUGUUCUUCGGACACAGCUUUUUGAGAGUGCAGAUGAUUCUCAAGGUACGAGGGAGCCACAACUGUUGCCUACACCAUUGGACGGUGAAUCUUCAACUACAUCUUUUCUGGAGGCUUUUGACAUUCAGAACAACUAAAAAUCAGCUUUUCAUAUUAUUUGAUCCAGUUGGAAGAGCUUUAUGAUCAUUGCACCUGUAGGGAAUCAAUCAGUGAAGACAUUGCCACCAGUCUGCAAUCGAACCGAUUGAAUUUGGUUCCAUUGUGGUUAAAGUUGUGCAAUGGAUUGAUAGAGGAAGAGAUGAUGGGAUUCAAGUUCUUGAGAAUAGUGGUCAACUGAGUUAUAUAAAUCGAAUGCAAUGCAUGAAGAAGCAAUUGAUUAUCGGUAAGAAGACAUUGCCAUUAUCCAAAGUUGUGGUGUGAUUCAUCUGUUGGAGGUCUUUGGCUUCCUCCAUCGUUGGUACUGACUAUUUGAUGAUGUUGUAUCUUUUUAUUAGUAGUUGAAGUGGAGCUUCAUUUUGGUGUCUGAGGAAGCUCCUGUAUGUAUUUCCGGCUCUUUCAUUACAUCUAUGAAUAAGAUAUUCCUGCCAGCAAU
Molecule: messenger RNA, 4902 nt
Organism: Argentina anserina (silverweed cinquefoil)
Lineage: Eukaryota; Viridiplantae; Streptophyta; Magnoliopsida; Rosales; Rosaceae
Product: pyrophosphate-energized vacuolar membrane proton pump-like
Exons: 11
Coding region: 89-4447 (1452 amino acids)
Biological process (GO): L-tyrosine biosynthetic process; proton transmembrane transport
Cellular component (GO): membrane
Molecular function (GO): diphosphate hydrolysis-driven proton transmembrane transporter activity; inorganic diphosphate phosphatase activity; prephenate dehydrogenase (NAD+) activity
Source: RefSeq, a predicted model, not a curated record